CCGGGCACCGCGGCCAUCGCCCCCACGACGACGCUCGGCCCCGCCUCGACGAAUAUCGCGGCCUGCCAGGUGUGCGUGCCGGUUGUUGUCAACGAAGAUUCUUGUACCCCGAUCCCGAACUGCACCCCACAAGGGGCCGUGGCGACCGUCUCCAUCGGCUCGUCGCCCGUCAAUGUCGGCACACUGACAGGGACCGCGCUAUACACAUCCACCACAGCUCUAACGCAAUGUAGCGGCAGUGCGACUGUACCCAACAUCGCCUACGCUUCGGGCGACGACUUAGCCACCGACGGCGAACUGCUCGUUACUGCCGAUAUCAGCGGGUACAAUACUACUCAGCUCCGUGACGCUCUUAUUGUCUCGCUGGCGACCUCUGCCCAGCAGGCCGCCACAGGAUCCAACUGCUAUGUGCCAGAGGGCAGCGCGGGGGUAGGCAGUCCCGCUCCCAACCCGAAGGACACUUUCUGCAACAGCGCCUGGUUCUACGAGGCCAACUAUUUCAACCCUUGGUGGCGCCAGGCGGCCUACCCCGGCCCAACGGACUUCAUCCAUGCUACGAUCGAGUUCCACACGGCGCCUCAAUCCAUCCUCCAAUUUGUGUGCGACUUCAUCGACAUAGCCAUUGAUGCCCUUGCCCUCGUCGAACCCGAGUUUAUUGUUGAGGAUGCAGAGCUCGAAGAAGGUAUCAAUCUUAUUUGCCAGACCAAUGAAGGGAAAGAAAGCUCGGCAAGUACUGCAAGCGGUUCGAACCCUGACGGGACUACUUAG
Molecule: messenger RNA, 768 nt
Organism: Hyaloscypha bicolor E
Lineage: Eukaryota; Fungi; Ascomycota; Leotiomycetes; Helotiales; Hyaloscyphaceae
Exons: 2
Source: RefSeq, a predicted model, not a curated record